AUGACUUAUUUGGUUGCAUCAGUACAAAUAACAUUAAUUGAUGCAUUUAAAACAAAAAUCUUAGCAUGGACACCAAAAAGUCAAUAUGCUUCGUUAAAACAUAUUAUUAUAGUUAAUGAGCUAUUUGGUUUACGUGUAUUUGAAUUAAAAAGACGAUUACGAUAUGGCUGGAGUAUAAUAUAUGUUGAAUGUAAAUGUGGUCUUGGACUUCAGAUGAUAUUUUUCAGUCAUGUCAAUCUUAAUAAUCAGCAUCAAUCUACUGGAGAAUUAUUAGAAACACUCAUGGAUCAGUUUUCUGAGAAUAGCAGAUUCUGGAGGUCGUUCAAUCAAACUGAUCCACGAUGUUAUUGGCUACUUAUUUAUACCAUCAAAGACGCGAGCUCGCAAAAUGAGCAUGGAAAGGAUUUUAAAGGAUAUGAACUGGAUUUUUCAUUAAUAUUGUGUUCACUUUAUGAAACAUAUUUUUAUUUAAUAUCGAUAAACUUAUCAUCGUCAAAUGAAAAACUUAUUAUAUGUUUAAUAUGGAUUGUCUUAUAUUUUGUAAAAAUUAUUUUUAUAAAUAAUUAUUGCACUAAAUUCUAUUACGAGGCAGAAAUAACAGCACAUUUACUUCGAGAAUUAGGCAUUUGCUACUUGGAUAAUUCCAUUAGAAAUGAGAUUCAACAAUUUUCAUUACAACUUCUUCUUCAUCCUUUAAAAUUUACUGUUGGCGGUUAUGUUCUUAACAACAAGUUAUCAACAGCAAUUUUUAGCAAUGUAAUUACUUAUUUGAUUGUAUUGGUACAAAUAAGUUCAUCGCCAACUUUGAUAAAGCUUCUAAAAAAAAAUCUUUGA
Molecule: messenger RNA, 834 nt
Organism: Apis florea (little honeybee)
Lineage: Eukaryota; Metazoa; Arthropoda; Insecta; Hymenoptera; Apidae
Source: RefSeq, a predicted model, not a curated record